Lethenteron reissneri (Far Eastern brook lamprey) is the source of this 1304-nucleotide messenger RNA. Its product is annotated as nectin-3-like. Gene Ontology annotation, cellular component: adherens junction. Lineage: Eukaryota; Metazoa; Chordata; Hyperoartia; Petromyzontiformes; Petromyzontidae. Gene Ontology annotation, biological process: homophilic cell-cell adhesion; heterophilic cell-cell adhesion. The record is from RefSeq and is a predicted model, not a curated record.
CAUAUAAAGUUUAAAGUCCAAGGGCAAUAAUCUGGUCGUUUACACACGAGAAGGGUGUUCGCUAAGGAGACAUUUUGGCCGAGGUGAAGAUGAUGCGUCUGGGUACGAAUGGUGGGCAACUGCUGCUACUCUUCAUUCACGGAAUCCUCCUGUCUGUGGCCGAGGCCGGGCAGGUCAACGUGAAAGGGCAACUGGGCGGAUCCGUCACCCUGCGCUGCCUCUACCCAGGCUCCGAGUCGCCAGACAGCAUCAUCUGGUUCAAAUCAGAGUACGCGGACCGCGUGCAGAUUGCCUACAGGAACAGACGCGGACUCAACUCCACCGACUUCCACGGCAGCUACUCCCGGCGUCUCGAGUUCACCAACAUGGACCCCGAACUUAAAGACGCCUCCAUCACCAUAAAAAACCUGGAACUGCAGGACGACGGAGACUUCUUCUGCUUCAUCAGCGCCCUGGACGCUCGGCAAAUAUCCUUCACCCUCGAACUCUACAUUUCACCGAAAGCCACCCUCGAGAUGAGCAGCACUGACCUCGUGGAUGGCGGCGCGGCGGAGAUGGCGGUGGCCACGUGCGUGGCCUGGAGCGGGAAACCCGCAGGCCUCGUCACUUGGUCAGAGCAUCCGAACGUAGGGCGCGUCUCCCAGCUCUUCGAGGUCAACCCCAACAACACAGAGACCCUAAAGAGCGAGUACUGGAUGGUGCCCACAUACGAGAAUCACGGGAGGAACCUCACCUGCAGGGUGCGGCACCCUGCCAUGGCAGCCGACGUGGAGAUGACCAUCACCCUUAACAUUCACUAUCAACCAAAGGUGACGAUCACUGGCUACCAGGAUGAUUGGUUUGUGGGCAAAGAAGGAACCCUGACCUGUGCAGCUGAUGCCAACCCAGCGGUUACAGAAUACACGUGGAGCAAGAAUGAUGCAAUGCUCGAUGCACAGAAGGGUAAAGUUCUCCACGUGGGGCCACCGCUAACCGCGGCUGAUAGUGGCCGCUUCUCCUGCCGGGCCGGCAACUCGGUGGGCUUCGGCACGGCGACCAUCACCGUCACAGUGCAUCCAGAUACAAACCGGAGCCCUGCGCUAUUCCGUGCCUUCAACGUGUUCAUCGCCACAGCAGUCCCCCUGCUUUUGCAGCACAUGAUGGAGCCAUAGAGGGCAUCGGCCGGAGCUGCAGGACUUAUGAAUGCACAUCUAUGGGACGUUUCUACUUGCGUUCAUCCCACGGUUGGCUGUCAAGUACAAUUGAGUGGCAUUAAUUGACACAAUCCCUUUUAAAUCACAUGCCCUCGAUCAAAUUAACCAGCC